AUGGCGUUAUCACAGAACCAAUCAGCGGCUAGUGGACUUUUCCUUCAAGGCUCUCGAGAAUCUGGAGAAGAUGUCCGUAUAGCCAACGUCACAGCGGCCGUCGCUGUUGCAAACAUUGUCAAAUCUUCCUUGGGACCUGUUGGUUUGGAUAAAAUGCUUGUGGAUGAUAUUGGUGAUGUUACAAUCACCAAUGACGGCGCCACGAUUUUGGCUCAGCUGGAAGUAGAACACCCUGCUGCGAGGCUGUUGGUCGAUUUGGCACAGCUUCAGGAUAAAGAAGUAGGUGAUGGAACCACAUCAGUUGUUAUCAUUGCGGCUGAAUUACUCAAACGAGGACAACAACUAGUCCAACAGCAAGGGCUACACCCGACCACAAUCCUCUCAGGGUACCGAGCGGCCUGCAAGGCAGCGGUGGCAUACCUAAAGAAAGAAAUGCUCGUUCCUGUCAAGUCACUGGAAGAUGAUCACCUUCUACAAGCUGCUAGAACCAGUAUGUCUUCAAAGCUUAUUGGAAAGGAAGGGGACUUCUUUGCAAGUCUUGCUGUAGAUGCAACCAAAUCCGUGAAGACCAUCAGUCCAUUUGAUGGAAAAACUAAGUAUCCCCUAUCAGCCAUUCACAUUCUCAAAGCACAUGGGCAGUCUUCGUUGGAAUCGUAUUUGAUGAAAGGAGGCUUCUGUUUAAAUGCCACCCGAGCUGCACAAGGAAUGCCAACCAAUGUUGGCAAUCCAAAAGACGACUCAAGUGAAAUCAAGAUUGCAAUGAUUGAUAUGAACCUGCAAAAGCACCGCAUGGCAAUGGGUGUUUCCAUUCAAGUAAAAGACCCCAAGGAGGUCGAGAAUAUUAAGAAGCGAGAAAUGGAUAUAACAAAAGAGAAGAUACAAAAGAUUUUGGACGCUGGUGCCAAUGUUGUUUUGACAACCAAGGGGAUUGAUGACCUCUGUAUGAAGUAUUUUGUCGAAGCAGGUGUGUUAUGCGCUCGUCGCUGUCCGAAGGAGGAUCUCAAGCGUCUCGCUAAGGCCACAGGAGGACAACUUGUAAUUACAAUGGCUGAUAUGGAAGGAAAUGAAUCCUUUGAUCCAGAAUCACUAGGCACAUGCAAAGCAGUCCAAGAAGUUCGAGUUGGAGAUGGAGAGAUGUUGCACGUUCUAGGCUGCAAGGGAUCCGGCGCCUCGACGAUUGUCCUGCGUGGUGCCAAUGAAUACAUGUUGGAUGAAAUGGAUCGUGCCCUUCAUGAUUCUUUAUGUGUUGUGAAACGAAUGUUGGAAUCGAACACCUUGGUUCCUGGGGGCGGAGCAGUUGAGGUUGCCCUCAAUGUGUACUUGCAAGAAUACGCGACAACCCUAGAUACACGAGAGCAGUUGGCAAUAGAAGCAUUCGCCGAUGCUUUGUUGGUCAUCCCGAAGACAUUAGCAGUGAAUGCCGCAAAGGAUAGUGCAGAGUUGGUGUCCAAAUUGCGAUCUAUACAUGCAAAGAGUCAGCGCAAUAAAGAACAUGCUGCAUUGAAAACUUAUGGGCUCGAUCUAGUUGAAGGCAAAAUUCGAGACAAUUUGGCGGCUGGAGUCGUUGAACCGGCCAUGUCGAAGAUCAAAUCUCUGCGGUUUGCAACCGAAGCUGCGAUUACCAUUCUUCGAAUUGACGACCGUAUCCAAGUGAACCCAAGCCAAGGACAGCCAGGGCGAUAA
Molecule: messenger RNA, 1683 nt
Organism: Cylindrotheca closterium
Lineage: Eukaryota; Bacillariophyta; Bacillariophyceae; Bacillariales; Bacillariaceae
Source: the annotation of a GenBank genome assembly